UUUCCUAAAUUAACUCCAAGAUUUUCAUGUUUAUGGAAGUUCUUAAUAAAGUCGGGGACGAUCCUGAAACCAGCAAUACAAGUCCCACUAUUUUAGCUCCAGUGCGUCACAACAUCCUAGUGAAUUUAAUUAAUUGUCACUUAAUACUGUGAUUGACAAUGGAAGUCCUAGAUCCAAAAAUUACUCACGACGACACGCCACUCUUUACCAAUGAUUCUAUUGAAAAAUUGACAUUGAGGCAGAGACCAGAAGACACAAAAUCCUUUGUGAAAGCGAGAUAUACAUUAGAAUUUCCAGGAUUCGUGCUGGUGUAUGUAAUGCGAGUUAAUCUUCAGCUACCAUUGUAUCGAUGGUUAAUCAGAUGGCCUACCCUGAUAAUAUUGACCUCAAUGAUUCCUCUCUUGUCAAUGAUACAUUUGUACCCACGACGAGGCUCCGGGAGUCGGGAACCAGACCUCAAUCUCGAAAACUGCAAGUUUGUAGUGAAAAACGAGCAGGAUCUGGACCACAUGCUGAUUGACAAGGACCAAGGUUUGGAUCAGCUGUUUGAUGAUAAUCACCACCGGUUCAUUGUUCCUGACCAAAAUUUCGAGAGUUAUAUUGAUGAUUGUCGUCCAGUUAAGAAUCAGGGAGUUGAUCAGCUGAUCAGGAAAGAUCAAGGUUUGGAUUCAGGGCAUCAUAGGUUUAGUGAGAAAGAUUUUGGUAGAUAUGUUAAUAUUUAUAAUUUAUCACUAAUAAAGCAUAAAAUAAAAAAAAAACAAUUUGAUCUAAACAGGUUAACUCUUUAUUUUUAUUUCAUUUCACCAUAA
Molecule: messenger RNA, 809 nt
Organism: Cotesia glomerata
Lineage: Eukaryota; Metazoa; Arthropoda; Insecta; Hymenoptera; Braconidae
Exons: 3
Coding region: 159-809 (216 amino acids)
Source: RefSeq, a predicted model, not a curated record